CUCAGGCUUUCGCUUUCCGUCGGAGGCGCCGGAGGCAGCGGGGCGCGGAGAGGAGGCGCGAGGGCCCAAGGGCGCGACAGCCAGGGACGGCCGGACCCGCCCGCGCUCCCGCCGCCGCACGCAUGGCGCCCGCCGCCCUCUGGGCCACGCUGGCCGUCGGACUGCAGCUCUGGGCCGCGGGGCGCGCCGUGCCCGCCCAGGUUACAUUACUCCCCUACGUUCCGGGGCCUGGAAGCUCAUGCCAACUGACAGAAUACUUCGAUGAGAGGACCCAGAUGUGCUGUAGCAAGUGUCAGCCUGGCUACCAUGCACAGUCGCUGUGCACCGAGACCUCAGAUACCGUGUGUGCCCGCUGCGAGGACAGCACCUACACCAAGCUCUGGAACUGGGUGCACGAGUGCUUGAGCUGUGACUCCCGCUGCACCUCUGACCAAGUGGAGACUCAGGCCUGCACUCCGGAACAGAACCGCGUCUGCACCUGCAGGCCGGGCUGGUACUGCACGUUGAAGAGGCAGAAAGGGUGCCGGCUGUGUGCGCCCCUGCACAGGUGCCGCCCGGGCUUCGGCGUGGCCAGGCCAGGAACUGCAACGUCAAAUGUGGUGUGCGCUCCCUGUGGCCCAGGGACGUUCUCCGACACAACGUCGUCCACAGAUGCCUGCAGGCCCCACCGGAUCUGUGGCUCAGUGGCCAUCCCUGGCAAUGCAACCAUGGAUGCCGUCUGCGCUUCUGUGCCUCCUACCCUGAGGAUGGCCCCACGCCCAGCCCCCACGUCCCAGCCAGCGUCUACACUAUCCCAGCAAGUGGAGCUCACUCCAGGCCCUCGCACGGCCCCUAGCACCUCCCUUCUGUUCGUGAUGGGCCCAACCCCCCCAGCUGAAGGGCUCAGCACGGGCGACAUCUCUCUCCUCAUUGGACUGAUUGUGGCUGUGACAACCUUGGGUCUGGUGAUCAUAGGGCUGGUGAAAUGUGUCAUUAUGACCCAGAAAAAAAAGAAGCCCUUCUGUCUACAAGGAGAAGCCAAAGUGCCUCACCUGCCUGCUGACAAGGCCCGAAGUGCCCCCGGCCCCGAGCAGCAGCACCUGCUGACCACAGCGCCCAGCUCCAGCAGCAGCUCCCUGGAGAGCUCAGACAGCACCGCAGACGGGAGGGCGCCCACCGGGACCCGGCUGCCCGCACCAGGCACGGAGAAGGCCGCCGGGUCUGGGGAGGCCUGGGCCAGCUCCAGCAACUCAGAGCAUUCCUCUGGCAGCCACGGGACCCAGGUCAACGUCACAUGCAUCGUGAAUGUGUGCAGCGCCUCCGACCAUGGCUCUCAGUGCGCCUCCCAGGCCAGCUACACGAUGGGGGACGUGGAUGCCAGCUCCUCCGGCUCCCCAAAUGACGAGCAGGUCCCCUUCUCCAAGGAAGAAUGCCCUUUUCAGUCUCAGCCAGGGGCCCCGGAGACUCUGCUGGAGAACCCAGAGGAGAAGCCCCUGCCCCUUGGUGUCCCUGAUGCUGGGAUGAAGCCCAGUUAGCCAGACUGGCUGGCAUGAGUUGUGUCACGGCCGAGGUGGCUGUUCCCUGGUCCUUCUGGGCCCCCACCCCCCAGGACUCUGGCUCUUUCUGGGCCAAAUUCCUUUAGUGGCCUUCGCAGCCUCAGCCUUCCUCUCACCUGCUGGCAGAAGGGUGAGGCAGGGAGAAUCGUGGAAAACCCGUCCUGCAUGGUGUGCUUCCUUCUAGAAGGCUGGCUGACAUGCACGUGCUGGGCAGCCUGGGGCCGGCGCCUGCCUCUCUGAGAGCUGUCCUCCGGCUGGUCCUGUGAAUUGGGCUUCUGGAGCCCUUAUUUUGUUUUUUAUCCUUGGACGCUUCCCAGCUCUGGCUUCCUGGGAGGCCCCGGCAUCCCGGGGAAGAGGGACUCUGUGUGAGUCAUCCACGGAGAAGGGGCAGUGCUUUAGCCCGAAAUGCUGAGACUGCAGGGUGCUCCCAGCGGGGGCGGGGGAGGGGGAUGUCAUCGAUCAGAUGGUUCUAUUCAGGAGGGGGCGGCCACCCCUGAUGGGGACAGGGGUCCCCCAGUUACCUUGCACCACCUCCAAAUCUAUUCCUGCCAGCUUCGCCUCUUGAACAAUGGUGUGAAAAUGAGACACCCUGAGGGCCCAGCCCAGCGACCUGCACGAGUAUCAUACCUUGGACAAAAUGGCAGACCUCUAACCGAAACAUGGGGCAAUUAAAGAACAAAACAAAAACCCACCACGCAUGCAAACAAGCCCGCAAAACGACAAAGCCGAACUCGAGACUUUGCUGUUCUCUGCUUUUGACCUUCACUCCCGACUUACCUAUAGCUCCGGUGCAAGGCCACACCUCCUAUCAGGGAAUUUCAGGAACCAGAGAUGACUGAGCCUCCCCGCAGCCGUCUCUCUCCUCCUACCUCAGCCUGGACCUUCCUCUGCCUCCCUGGGAGGUACUUCUCCUCCCCUUACCCCCUUCACUGUUCCUGGAGUCCCAGGCCCCAGGGAAACCCACGGGGCCACUUGGGUAUUGUGCCUGCCAUGAUCUCAAGUGGAUGUGGGAUGCUGAGAGCCAGUUUUGUGUGUGUAUAUGUCUGUCUGUCUGUGUCAUGUGCUGUUGAUCUGUGUAACCAUGUUGUUGGGUUGAAUGUCCUGCCUGAAGCAGCUCAAGCCAACAAUUUUGUCAAAGGAUUCUUUUCCAUUAAAAAGUCAGUCCACUUCCCCCAGACACAUGCCCCAGAGCCCCGCAGAGCGUGGACAUGUGUGGCCUUGACUGGAUUCUGGAAGGAAGACGGGGCUCCUGGAGAAGCCAGUUGGGGCCCAGGGACUUGGAUCCCUUGUUGAAAAAUUCCACUGGACUUGAACUUGGCAGCUGAACUUUUGGAAGGUAGGAGAGUCCAGUCAUUACCAUCCAGAGAAAGUAACAGCUUCCCAGAAAAUCCAGAUUCCCCUAGAGUCAGGAUAUUCUACUGCCUGGACUGGCCAGGGUCUCUGCCCACAUUGGACGCCGUGUGGCAAUGGAGCGUGUCUGCCCCCUGGUGGACCAUCCUGGGAGGGCCUCAGGCCUCACUGCCAUUUCCUGGGGAAGCUCUGAAUUGGAAGGAGACCUCUCUGCUUGUGACCUCAGUUCCCAGGCUUGUGUGGAUCCCAAGACAAGAGUUUGCACCGUAUACUGGACAGCGUUCCUGCUUGGAAAUAAACCUUUUGUUUGUUACGCAUUGACUCCUGGCUCUGGCUUCGGGUCUGAGCUGGGGUUUGUCCGUGGUCCUACUUGCCCGCCACCAGCGCGUAAGGGGAGACGUUGCCUUGGCCACUGCGCUGACAGGACCUGAGAAGCACCCCCAGACGCAUAGCUGUCCUUGCUGAGAGCCUGGCUGCUCUCUCAAGCUCCGAAUCACUCAGCUGGCCUCUGAAUAUGCCCUCAUCACAUGCCCUGUCGCCUCAGUGUCCUUAGCCUGCUCUUGGGGUUAACUGGGGUCGUUGCAGACCUUCUUGUCCACACGCAGCCCCCCUGCUCACUUAAGGGAGUAAGGUUCUGGCCUCCAGGAGGCCCCAGUGUGGUGACAUCUGUGAGGCCCGCCACAGGGUGCUCAGAUGAGCUUGGGGACCGGGGAGGUGCAGCUCAGAGAACCGCCACAGGAGGGUUCUGGAGGUGACCUUUGAUCUGUUUCUGAGGUGUGAGCCAGAACAAAGGGUGGGGAGGAGGUUGCAGGCACUUGGAAAGGCCAGGAGGGGAGGGAGACCCAGGCCCUUGAAUUCCUUAAUCCGACCUCUAGAUCACUCACCCUUUUUCCUGGGCCACUGUCACUCCCUCAGCACUACCCUCUUCUUUCUUGGUGAUUUCCUGGGAGGCCUCUCCUCCCGCAGCCCCGCCCUCUACCCUACCCUACCCUAGAGCAGGCUCGGCAAAGUCCACGUGGUAAAUAUUUUCCACUUGGGGGCUCUUACGGUUUCGGUCACAACCACUCAAUUGUGCUGCUGAAGUGAGAGAGCAGACACGGCACAUUCACAAAUGAGGGUCCACGGCGUCCACACCACCAGGGAACCCCCCGCUUCUCAGCAGGCACCUCGAGGUGUCCUACAGAACGGACUGCCUUCUGGAGGCACAGGGUCCCACAGGGUAAGGGCUCAGUCCCACAAGCCUGCGACCACUUCGGACACCAGUCACAGGUCCAGGUGGCCACCUGUGCUUCUGACCGAUGGGCCGUGUGUCAGAGGUUCCCGUGACCCCCUCCUGGAUUUCCAUUUAUUUGCUAGAGUGGCCCACCGGACUCAGGAGACCAGAUUACUUACUCGAUUCCCGGUUUAUUGCAAAGACUCUGGAACAUAAAGAUGGGAGAGUUGCAGAGGGCAAGCUUUACGGGGGGAUGGGCUGGAGCUUCUGGUCCCCCUGGGUGUGUGUCCCCCCGCCCCCACCCCAUCAUGUGUUCACCAACAUGGAGGCUGUCUGAACCCUGCCUUUUAGGUCUUUAUGGAGGCCUUGUUACGUGGGCAUGAUUGAUGAAGUCAUUGGCCAUUGGUGACGGAUUGAACCUCCAGCCCCUCUCCCCACUUAGGAAAUUUUAAGCGUUUGAGGGGCUGUGAGGCCAGAAACAGAGGACGAAGACCAAAUAUAUAUUUCUUAUUAUAAAUCACAAUAGCAGAGGGUAUAAAUUUGGAGUAACUGAGGGCAGCCCCUCCUGCCUCUUCUUUCUUUUCUUUUUUUCUUUCUUUCUUUUUUUUUUUUUUUGAGAAAGAGCUAAUGGGGGAGGGGCAGAGAGAGGGGGACAGAGGAUCCGAAGCCAGCUCUGUGCGGAGAGACUCACAGCAGAGAGCCCGAUGGUGGGGCUCGAACCCAGGACCCGUGAGAUCACAACCUGAGUCAAAGUCAGACACUCACUGCGCCACCCAGGUGCCCCCUCUUUUUCUUUUUUAACCGUGAUGGGGUGAGUGGUUUUGCUAAGGCAGGGCUGGCGUGAGGGGCGGGGGGCGGGUAGGGGGUGACCGCGGUCCUCCUCCGUCUAAUCUUCAUGCAGUCGUCGUUGCUAUCGGGCACUCUGAUGCACCAGCCCAGAAGUCCAAACCCAGGUGCCCAGGUGUGACCACUUCCUGUGUGACCGGAGGGAGAUUAAUUCACUUCUCUGUGCCUCACCCUUAUCUGUAAAAUAGGAUUAAUAUAGUGCUUCCCUCCGAGUUUGGAAUUAUUUGAGUUACUAUCUGUAAAAUGCUUAGAACUAUGCCAGGCACAUUGUAAGUGCUCAAUACAUGCCACUUGCUAUUUUGUGUGUGUGUGUGUGUGUGUGUGUGUAGGUGCUGGGGAUCACGAGUCCAGGGCAGCCAGGGUCCUUGUCCAGAGCUCACAAGCUAGGAAGGGCUAUGUGAAGAAAUACAUGUAGGCCACGCCAGGUGACAGUAAGUGCUGAGAAGCUAGCCUGUGGGGUGGGUUGAGGAAGGCUUCUCCGAGGAGCUGGUGUUUGAGCAGAGGCCUCGCUGAAGGGAGGGCAGCACAGCCUUGGGACUCAGGGUAGGGCAGGACAUGAGGUCGUGGGGGUGGCUUCAGAAACCACAGAAAGGAUGUAGGGUUUUAUGUUUUGGCGUGUUGGAGGAGUCCAGGGAGUGUGAGAAGUUCCUUUUUUUUCCUUUCUUUCUUUUUCUAACAUUUUCUUUAUUUCUGAGAGAGACUGCAAGCGGGGGAGGGGCAGAGAGAGGGGGACAGAGGACCCAAAGCUGGCUCUGAGUUGACAGCAGUGAGCUUGACUCAGGGCUCAAGUCAGGAGAUCACGACCUGAGCCCAAGUCAGACGCUGGAUGGACUGAGCCACCCAGGCGCCCCUGGAGUGUGAGGAGUUCCUUAAAUUGUCUGGUCUGCAACUUGGGCAACUGAGCUUCAGUUACUUUAUCUCCAUAACUGCCCCAGGAGAUAGGCAGAGUACCCAUUAUCCCUGCUGUGCAGAGGAGGGCACCCAGGGGUGGGGCCGGAGGUUUGAUUUUUAUCUAGAGUCAAGUUGGGAGGACAGCCUGUUCCCUGUGGGAGGCUCCUGAUAACCGCCUCCUUAGAAUUUCACCAAAAAGUCAACUGAGGCCUGGGUUUAAAGGGCAAGUUCUCUCUCUCUCUCUCUCUCUCUCUCAGUCUCUCUCUC
This is a messenger RNA of Panthera uncia (snow leopard), 6102 nucleotides long. It is a transcript of the gene TNFRSF1B, whose product is annotated as TNF receptor superfamily member 1B. Gene Ontology annotation, biological process: negative regulation of neuroinflammatory response; inflammatory response; regulation of T cell proliferation. Lineage: Eukaryota; Metazoa; Chordata; Mammalia; Carnivora; Felidae. Gene Ontology annotation, cellular component: membrane. The transcript is spliced from 10 exons. The coding region runs from base 123 to 1514 and encodes 463 amino acids. Gene Ontology annotation, molecular function: tumor necrosis factor binding; tumor necrosis factor receptor activity. The record is from RefSeq and is a predicted model, not a curated record.